Messenger RNA from Knipowitschia caucasica, 822 nucleotides. NCBI's taxonomy places the organism in Eukaryota, Metazoa, Chordata, Actinopteri, Gobiiformes, Gobiidae. The record is from the annotation of a GenBank genome assembly.
AUGAGCAACAGCAACAGCAUGAGCAGCGGAUACUGCAGUCUGGACGACGAGAGCGAGGACUUCACCUUCUUCACGGCCAAGACUUCCUUCUUCCGGAAACCAAAACAUGCCCCCAAGGUCGAAACAAAAGAGGAAGACAAAGGAGGAACUCAGGAUCUGUCGGAGGAAGAGGUGCGACAGCGGAUAGAGGAAUACAACUCGCACGUGUCCGAGAACGGCAUGAAGCUGUCCUCAGAUGGCUCCUACAACGGCUUCAUCAAAGUCCACCUGAGGCUGAGUCGACCCGUCACCGUGCAGGCUGUGGAUAGUCCCGCCCCCGACGAUCAGAUGGCCAAUCAGAACGCGCGGCUGAGCUCUGAGGGAAACGCAGACGAGUCCAGCGGUUUGGGCCCAGAGAAGCGGACGUCCUUCUACCUGCCGUGCGACUGUGUGAAGCAGCUGCACAUCAGCUCGCUCACCAGCACCAGAGAAGUGAUCCAGGGCCUGCUCAAGAUGUUCACCGUCCUCGACAACCCCUGCAAGUUCGCCCUCUACCGGCAAACGCACAGAGACGGACAAGACCUGUUCCAGAAGCUGCCUCUGUGUGAGCGCCCCCUGCUGCUCAGACUCAUUGCCGGGCCAGACCCAGACGCACUGAGUUUUAUGCUGAAGGAGAACGAGACCGGAGAGGUGGAGUGGCACGCCUUCUCCGUCCCCGAGCUCCACAACUUCCUGGGGAUCCUGCAGAAGGAGGAGUGCGAGCGUGUGAGGGCGGUUCAGCACAAAUACAGCGUUUACCGAGACAAACUGCAGGAGGCGCUGCAGCGACACGAGCUCCACUGA